This is a messenger RNA of Lindgomyces ingoldianus, 995 nucleotides long. RefSeq names its product putative hydrolase. NCBI's taxonomy places the organism in Eukaryota, Fungi, Ascomycota, Dothideomycetes, Pleosporales, Lindgomycetaceae. Bases 1 to 876 code for a protein of 291 amino acids. Gene Ontology annotation, molecular function: epoxide hydrolase activity. The record is from RefSeq and is a predicted model, not a curated record. The transcript has a single exon.
AUGAAAUUCAAGACUGUUACCACGCAGUUCCUUACCCUCCUAAGUGGAGAGAAGGUCUUCUGGCGCGAAGCUGGCUCCGUCCACUCACCCACUGUCCUCCUACUCCACGGCUUCCCUUCGUCCUCCCACCAAUUCCGCAACUUAAUUCCCCUCCUAGAACCAAAUUACCGAGUCAUUGCCCCAGAUCUACCCGGUUUCGGCUUCACAGAAGUUCCGUCUAACUACACCUACACCUUCGACAACCUCUUCAAUACAAUUGACACCUUCCUGGAGAAAAUUCCCAAGCCACCUUCCAAAUACACCCUCUACAUCUUCGACUACGGCGCCCCAGUCGGUCUCCGCCUCGCCCUCAAGCAUCCCGAGAAGGUCCAAGCCAUCGUCACCCAGAGCGGAAACGCGUACGUCGACGGUAUGGGCGACUUCUGGAACCCGAUCCGCGCGCUGUGGGCCAACAACUCGCAAGAAAACCGGGACGCACUACUCCCCUUCCUCACGCUGGCCGGAACGAAGUCGCAAUACGACAACGGUGUCGCGGAUCCCAGCCGUCUCGACCCGGCUUCCUAUACCCUUGAUCAAGCUUUACUCGAUCGUCCUGGAAACAAGGAAAUCCAGAUUAACCUAUUUUACGAUUAUCAGAAUAACGUGAAAUUAUACCCGAAGUUCCAGGAGUACUUUAGGAAGAGUCAGAUCCCGUUGUUGGCGUGUUGGGGCGAGCAUGAUAUUUUUUUCAUCGCACCAGGAGCGACGGCGUAUAAGAGGGAUUUGCCGAAUGCGGAGAUUAAAUUCUUAGAUGCUGGGCAUUUUGCGACGGAGAGUAAUCCUAAGCAGAUUGCAGAGUUGAUGAUAGAGUUUUUGAAGAAGAAUGAGAUCAGUUGAGAGAGAUAUCGAUUGAGGAAUUAAUAGAAAUCAAGUAGUACAUAAGACACUUAUCAGACGAUCAUUCAGAAGGAGCUAAUGAAAGUGCGAGUUAUAUGGUGGCCCGAGAUAGGAUUUUU